Messenger RNA from Acanthopagrus latus (yellowfin seabream), 1853 nucleotides. It is a transcript of the gene tspan37, whose product is annotated as tetraspanin 37. Gene Ontology annotation, cellular component: membrane. The record is from RefSeq and is a predicted model, not a curated record. Lineage: Eukaryota; Metazoa; Chordata; Actinopteri; Spariformes; Sparidae. The transcript is spliced from 7 exons. The coding region runs from base 144 to 902 and encodes 252 amino acids.
AUCUUUAGCCAUCCCGGAAGGAAAGUUGCAGUAGUCUGCGAAAACGCCACAUGAAAAUCAUGUGCCUCAGCACUUCAUCCAACAGACUGAUACCAUCUUUACUCUUUACAUAAAAGCUUCAUGGUUCAGUUACGACCACCUUCAUGUUGGCGCUGAAAAUGAGUGAUCACAGACGGAACGCUUUAAAAACAGUUCUUCAGCUGAUGUGUCAACUUCUGUGGGUGGUGGGGUUGGUGGUAGGCCUGAGCGGAGUCUACCUGCUGAUGAAGUACAGACAGAGCAGCUUAUUUUUCUCUCACACCUACAUCACCCUGCCGGCCAUCUUCGCCCUCUCCAGCGCCGCGGUCCUGGUGGUCACCGGCUGCCUCGGCUCCUGGCUGAGCCUCAAAGAUUCCACCUGUCUGCAGGGACUGUUUGUUUAUCUGCUAGUUUUGGUCUUUUGUCUGGAGAGUACAGCUUCAGCGUUGGCUUAUUUUCAAUCAACACAGGUGGAUUCAGAGAUAGCUCCCCUCAGAGGAGUGUUUCAGAAAUACGCAGGCAGCAGACAGGACCCCAACUCCCAUGCAGUGGAUGCUACACAAGCAGAGUUGCAGUGUUGUGGUGUCCACGACUACAAGGACUGGCUGGACACCUCCUGGUUUAACCGUACAGGAGGACACUCAGUUCCCCACAGCUGCUGCAACUCUACCUUCACCUCCUGCAACGGCACUUUGGACCAGCCAUGGAAACUGUACACACAGGGAUGCCAGAUGAAGCUGGAGAUGGUCUUCCAGUUUGUGCUGAGUUUUAUCAUCUGGGGCUCCCCACUGGUGUUUGUGGUUGAGAUUGCUUUGUUUCUGACGAUCGCACAGCUGAUGAGGGAACAACCAUUAAUGGAAUAUCAAGUCCUGGGCAAAAACUAAAGACACUAUGGCAGCUGGGACAGCUCAGUCCAGAUGUAAUGAUCCUACAUAAUAUGUCAUAUCAUAUUGUGUAAACGAGCAUCAAGAUAUAAUAGGGAUGGUUGCUCCUGUGCCUCUCACCCUCACUACUGCUGACUAAUGCAGAUUUACUCCAGUACACUACAAUAUAUUCCAGUUUCAUUGUAUGAUACUACUCUGGUCAUACUAUGGCAGACCGUUCUCAGUGAUGUAAGCAGUCCCUUGUUUCCUACUCUGUAUGCCCACUCUCUGAAUUGAGUGUAUCUGCAUGCAUUACAAUGUAUUGACCAUGUGUAGGCUACUAUUUCCCUACCACACUGUACAUGACCCUGCAAAAACGCACUGAUAAACUAACAUCCUUUUCUAUUUUGAGUUAACAUACAGCUUUACAUCGUACAUGGCAUCUUCAACCAGAUAAUCAAAAUCUCCAAAUUCUUGUUUUAGCCUCAUGGUUGUUGCAAAAUCAAUCACUUUUUAAAAAAAUCUGAAAUAUCUUUUCUCCCUCUGACCUCAUCAAAACACAACAUGUGGUACAAGAAGUACUUAAGUGGUAAUGUUUGCUUUCACCGGAAACACUGCAUGUGUGAUGAUGGUGAUCAGGACAGAAACCACAAUCAAGCUUUGUAGUAUCACUGAACAAUAUUACAUGGUUUGUUAGCAUUAGCAUAGAUGUGUCUAUUUCAGGGAUCAAAUUGGAGACAGAAAAUUCUAAUUGAUUAAGCAAUGCUGAGUAUGUUUUUUUUUAAUUCUAAGAGUACAAAAUCCAAACAGAAUAUCCAAGUAUGUCUAUGACUAAUGCAGUAUUGUUGCAGCAAGCUUUUGUUGUAGGAAAUGUAAUGUAGUUCAAAGCAUAACCUACCUUAUGAGUCUGCUACCGCAUGGUUUAUCCAAAUCAAUCUCUCAACACUUGCAAUAAAAUGUUUAUAGAUCUUA